Exophiala aquamarina CBS 119918 is the source of this 1578-nucleotide messenger RNA. RefSeq lists its product as uncharacterized. The transcript has 3 exons. Gene Ontology annotation, molecular function: D-lactate dehydrogenase (cytochrome) activity; D-lactate dehydrogenase (NAD+) activity; FAD binding. Gene Ontology annotation, cellular component: mitochondrion. Gene Ontology annotation, biological process: lactate catabolic process. The record is from RefSeq and is a predicted model, not a curated record. The coding region runs from base 1 to 1578 and encodes 525 amino acids. Lineage: Eukaryota; Fungi; Ascomycota; Eurotiomycetes; Chaetothyriales; Herpotrichiellaceae.
AUGCAGCUCUAUACGCAAACUGAGUUACAGGAUGCACAUGAAUCCUUUUUCGUCUUCGGGCAAGCAGCUCCCCCCACUGUCUUGCCGCCGAAGACAAGCCAGGGAGAUUUCGAUGCUCUACUCAAUGAAUUGUCCUCGAUUGUGGGUGAUAGCAAUGUUGCGUCCGGGGCAGAUCUAAUCAAUUUCGUUGAUCCUUUUGGUGUCCAUCAAGACUAUGUGCCUUCUGCAGCGGUUUGCCCGGCCACUGUCAGCGAAAUUCAAAGAGUACUCAAAGUUAUGAAUAGAGUCAAAAUUCCGCUAUGGACAUGUUCAAGAGGGAAGAAUUUGGGCUAUGGUGGGCCUGCGCCUCGUGUGAGAGGAUCCAUCGUUCUAUCUUUGCAUCGCAUGUCAGCAAUUUUGGAAGUCGACGAAAAAGCCGCUUUUGCUGUCGUGGAGCCAGGGGUAACCUUCUCGGACCUCUCAGCAUACUGCCUUGAUCACAAACCAUCUGUAUGGCCAAGUGUCCCCUCGAUUGGGUGGGGAAGUGUGGUAGGAAAUACUCUGGACCGUGGAUUUGGGUACAACAUCCUCGGUGAUCAUCACCAUUCGAUUUGCGGAAUGGAAGUUGUGCUUGCCAACGGAGAUAUUGUUCGAACCGGACAGUGGGCUGCUGACGGAUCACCCACAGCGCACGUUUGCAAAAAUAGCUUUGGCCCACAGAUCGAUGGUCUUUUCCUUCAAAGUAAUUUGGGCAUCGUAACGAAGCUGGCAGUGUGGCUCCAGCCCCGGCCUGAAGCUUACAUGUCUGUUGUUAUACACGUUGACACGUUGGACGACUUGAGUCCUAUGCUCGAGGCUCUCUCGUCUUUACACCGGUCUGAUAUUCUCCAGAACAACCCCCUUUUCGGAGAUGUAGUCGGGAAUAUGUCAGCCAUGAAAACUGCCGCAGAACUCUACGAGGGAGAAGGGCCUAUUCCGGAUGCAGAUAUCGUGCAACUACAAAAGAAGUAUGGCCUGGGGUUCUGGUCUUCGAUGUUUGACUUUUAUGGCACAAAAGAAAUGAUCUAUGCCAGACUAAACAAAACCAAGUCUGUAAUUAGGGAAUACUGUCCUGGAGCGAGAAUUGAAGAAAAGUUUUUCGAAGGAGAGUCCGGUCGUCCGCUGGACGCGAAAGCCAUUGCAAAGGUUACCAGAGGAGAGCCGGUUGGUGUCGUCGGUACCUCGAGGACUAGCAUGAUCAACUUUGCGCUGCCGUACGGUGGUGGGGGUCGUGGAGCUCAUACGGAUUUUGUUCCCAUACUGCCGCAUGACGGGACUUUAACCCUGAAGUGGUUGACCGACUGUCGUAAGAUCGUUCGCGAGCAUGGAUUCAAUCCGAUCCUUGGAGGUCGGUUUUUCAAGAAACACUCCCUCCUCAUUGGAAUGAUUCUCUACGAUGCCGAAAACCCAACUCAUCUUGAAAAAGUCCCUAAAUUAUGGCAAGCAUUAGCUAAGAAAGCGGAAGAUUACCAUUUUACAAGCUAUCGAUCUCACCUAGACAAUAUGGGUAGGUGCCGUAGAAGACAAGGACUGUGUUACAUCCUACUAACAUACUAUUAG